CGGGAGGUACUCGGUCACCGCCGCGGCUCUGCCCCUACGGCUAAAGCAGCAACUAGAGGGCUUUUCUUACAGUAGAAAGAAAAAAUAGCCAUGGUCGUCUAAAUUCGCUCUAACAGCUGGUUCUCAUGCCGUAGCAUCUCGAGAGAGUCGUCAAACCCUCAGCAGAGCCUUAGUUUCCCACUGGCUGGCACUCCAGACCUGAGUACACACUCCUUGCUUUUGGGGCAGAAAAGCAAGAAAAGCAGUCUGAGUUGUCUUUCAGUCCAUCUCCAUAAGCAACUUGGAAUCUCCACUGAUGCGUGAAGUCCCAGAGCGCCAAGGCAGCAGCACAGACAGUUCUGCAAGCAGUUUGGGAAGCUCUGUCACAGCAUGUAAGAAGAUUCUCUGCAGUAACAGUCUGCUAGAAUCAACAGACUACUGGCUGCAGAAUCAGAGGACACCAUGCCAAAUUGGCUUUCUAGAAGACAAGUCGGAAAGCAGCUGUGCCUCAGUUUGUUUUGUGAAUUUAGAUGCCAACAGAGAUGAUUGCAGCGAUGAGCAAGUGAAACAGAAGCUGAUCAGUGUCUCACCCAGCCUCCCCAAACUGAUCAGUUCGAUGAACGUACAGCCACCGAAGGAAAAUGAAAUUGUCCUGCUCAGUGGAUUGACAGCAGGAAACCUCCAGGCUGAUUAUGAGGUUCCCCAGUGUCCUUGGCUGGCAGAUGUCUGCUUGGUUCAGUGUGCGAGGGGGGACAGGAGGAACAGCGCAAGCUGCAUCAUUUUUGAAAUAAACAAGUUUCUGAUUGGACUUGAGCUCGUUCAAGAGAGGCAGCUGCAGACUGAAACUCGUGUCCUAAAGCCUGAGGAUGACACAAACUGCUCUGUGUCCUCAAUAGAAGAAGAUUUCCUCACAGCCUCCGAGCACCUCGAGGAUGACAACGAGGCUGAUGAAUAUAAAGCUGGUCAUGAAAAAUUAAAUGUUUCAGAAGCAUCUUCAGAUGUCAAAAAAAGUAAAGGAAAGGGAUUUGAAAACAUUCACUAUAGAAAAGCCAGGUUGCCAUUCAUUCUUGAAGGGAACUGCAUUAAUAAAGAUAAUGCAGCUGCUCAGGUCUCUGAAACUGUGAAUGUUUUGGCUGAAGAUGGCAUCUCACAACCUGAAGCUAAGUCAGACCAGGAAAUACUGUGGCAGAAGGAAUUAGCUGAAAAAGGUACUUCAUCAUUUAGUACUACUAAUUUGACUAGCGGCAGUGAAAACUCAGCAGUUGUGUUAGAAGAUGUAUCUGUAACCAAAAUGGCCAAAGAGGAGCCUCGGGGUGACCCCACAGCAAAACACAGCAGCAAGGCAGACGGGGAAGAUUGUGCAGGUAUCAGGAAAACUGAUCCUCCCUCCCAGAAUGAGCAGGCGACCACAGGCCAGUACGCCACAAAUUUAGCAGAAUCUGUUCUGCAGGAUGCAUUCAUUAGACUGUCACAGUCUCGACCCAGUUUCAGUGAGGAGGCUGCAGUCAGCAUCUCUGUGGGAAGCUCCUGUAAGUCAGAAGAUGCAUCUGCUUCCCGAUCAUGGAAUGAACUCCCAAAGAUUGUCAUAGUGCAAAGUCCAGACAGCUCUGAGAAUGUACCUGACUGGCCAGGGUCUGCCUUCCCCAGCCUGAGCCACUGGGCUGAGGCAGAAAGCUCUGCUGAAGUUUCAGAUUACUUUGAGGAAGAACACUCAAAUGGCCAUGACCAAAGUGCACUGGAAGUGGCUCUGGCUUGUGCAGCCACUGUCAUUGGAACCAUUUCCAGUCCCCAGGCUGCAGAAAAGUUCCGCCGGGAGCAGGAAGCCGCAGACUCGAGAAGUGGAGUGGCUGCUGAUGAGGAGGGGCAGGCAGCACCCUCACAGCUCCUCGACUGUGCUGGCACGGAAUAUUCAUUCCCGUCUGCACUCUGUGGCAUGACUCAAGUGGCAAGUGCUGUAGCCAUCUGUGGCCUGGGGGACACAAAGGAGGACAAGUACCCUGCAACUUCCAGUGGACUUCUGUCUGCUGCUCAGGCCUCUGCAGCCAUCACCCUGCAUUGCAGCUUAGCUGUAGGAAGCAGCAUGGAGAAGCUGAAUGAGAGCAUUGCCGAGGCGCUUCUCAAAGAGGCAUCCGUAAUUCUGACAAAACCCAACACAUACAAAAAUGUAGGGCAUUUUAUGGAAUCCAUGAACAGGAAAAUUAUUGAAACAGCAGCAAGACCACGUAUUCCACGUGCUGAUGGAGUGAUCAGGGACGAACUUGCACAAAACUUAUCCAAUAUUAUUCUACGACAUUCUAUGGAAGAGGUUAGGAAGAAGAAACAGCUACAAGCCCAUUUAGAGGAUGGCUCAAGUACACAAGACAUUUUCACAGAGACUGCAAAUGAGUUACUUUUUAAUAUAAUAUAUUUCACUUGCAAGAAGAUGAACGACAUAAGGCAACUUGAAGAGUGUUCUCCUCUCUUUUCUGAAGGCACAAAAGCAGAGAAAGUAACAAGAGCAGAAGGAUGGCCAACAGCCUGUGAAACUUCACACAGCCCCCUUGAUCACUCUGCUGCUAAGCCAUUUGGUACAUCCUACAGCACCAGUACUAGCAAAGAUCUUGAAAAGGUCACAAGCACUUGCAAGAGUGAGUUCAAAGAUGUAAAUAGCAAUGAAGUUUCCACACUGAAUUCAGAACCAAGUGGAGAUACAGGGCAUAACAUACUUGGUGCAAAAACAUCUCCCAAGAAGAGAUACCUGAAAAGAACCGCACGAGACUGUUACAAAUCCCCAAAUCAGAGUAACAAUCAGCAUCAGAAGAAAGACUACAGAUCAUUUUCAGACAGAGAAAAUACUCUUGCAAACAGUGAAUGCAGGCACGGUGUUCAAGAACAGCUGUCUUCCAGUGCCACCAUAAAUACAGAAAACCAAGCCAAGAUUAAGUGUGAUUCUGUGCUAAAUAAUGAUGUUCAACUUAGCUUGUCUUUGUUAGGAAACCAUGUGUUGCUUCCUUCUCAGCCUGUGCUACAGGUGAAAAAUUCAAGGGACAAAUAUUGUAUAACAGACUUUGCAGAAGAAUUGGCAGAAACAGUUGUCUCUAUGGCAACAGAAAUAGCUGCCAUUUGUCUAGAAAAUUCAAAUGGCAAGCAACCCUGGUUCUGUGCGUGGAAGAGAGGCAAUGAAUAUCUGGUGACCCAGAGUUUAUCAUGCAGAACCAUGAAAAGGAAGAAGGAAACCCAUACCAAUGGUUCUGUGGUUCGGAAGCACAGGGCGCCUCGGCUUAGUGAGAUCAAAAGAAAAACAGAUGAGCAUCCUGAGCUAAAGGAAAAAUUGAUGAAUCGGGUAGUAGAUGAAUCUAUAAACCUUGAGGACACACCAGAUUCAGUCAAUCUCUUUGCGAAUGAAGUGGCUGCCAAGAUCAUGAACCUCACUGAACUCUCCAUGGUUGAUAGCAUCUGGCAAGGUCCAAACCACCCCAGGAACAGACUGCACUGUGAAAGGUGGAGCCGAGCCAAGGCCUCAAGCUGUGAGAGCAUACCAGAGGAGGACUCAGAUUCCAAAGCCUCUUUCAACACCCUAGGCCUCAUGAACAGCUUUGGUCACUCUCUGAGCCAGACAAGUUCUGUCUCAAAGCAGUCUAGUUGUGAAAGCAUUACAGAUGAAUUUUCAAGAUUUAUGGUGAACCAGAUGGAAAACGAAGGAAGAGGUUUUGACUUAUUACUGGAUUAUUACGCAGGAAAAAAUGCAAACAAUAUCUUAACUUCUGCCUUGCAACAGGUAGCCAAGAAAAAUGGCCAUCUUAAUGUAAGACCAAGUUGCCCAUCCAAACAGUCCAGCACAGAAAGUAUAACAGAAGAGUUUUAUAGGUAUAUGCUAAGAGAAAUCGAAAAGGAGAACAAAGACAAUGCAUCAUGCUCUCGGAAUUCAAAGGACUGGUGUGGCAGUUUGCUGGCACCCUCUCUGCGGUCACCUUUCUGCUUCAGGCAGUCAUCAAUGCCCGACAGUCGAUCCUCAGGCUCCAGGCUUACAGUCAACGUCCCAAUAAAAGCAAAUUCCCUGGAUGGGUUCGCCCACCACCGCCAAGAUUCCCUAAGUGUCCAGUCCGUCAGUACCGUGGCUUCUGCAGGGCUCUGCAAGUCUGACUCGUGCCUGUACCAGAGAGGCAAGACUGACCAGAUCACAGACAUGCUGAUCCACGAGACCUGGGCCAGCUCCAUCGAGUCCCUGAUGCGCAAGAACAAAAUCAUCGCAGAUGAGACAGAGGCUACAGAGGCAGACCAGUUUUACAGUGAUUCUCCACCACAUGUGGAACAGUAUGCAAAAAGACUGGCUGCAAAUAUUGUUGAAAGUGGUAAAAGUUUAAUUGUUGUCCAGCAGGAUUCCUUUGAUUAUACGAGCCGAGAACACGUGGAAAGCAAACAUUCCCAAAGCACAACCCAGAUACAGCCCAAACCCAAAACGGAGGAAGUAAAUUUGGAUGAGAAAAAAGAGCACAUGAAGAGCCCUGGAAGCCUCCCUGCAGGACAGCUCAGGGAAGUGCCUUUAAUUCAGAUAGAAACUGAUCAACGAGAUGAGCCAGAUAAAGACUCAGAGUCCUUGACUUCAUGUGGCCCAUCUGGAAAGGGGGAUCAGAGCAAAGAAAAGCCUCCAGCAGCUUUGGAUGGGAAACACAUGGUUUCCAGUUCCCCAGUAAGUAGCAGCAGCCCUCAGAGCAGAUCGGAUGCUGAAAUCAUCGGAGAGACCAAAACAGCUGAAGAAUUUCCAGCCCAUCUCAGCAGCAGUGAAGAGAGCACUGGCAGCUGGUCGCAGCUGGCCAACGAUGAGGACAACCCUGAUGACACCAGCAGCUACCUGCAGCUCAGCGAGCGCUCCCUGAGCAAUGGCAACAGCAGUACAACUAGCAGUCUUGGCAUUAUGGACCUGGAAAUUUAUCAGGAGAACGUGCCAUCUUCUCCUAUGAUUAAUGAAUUAGUAGAAGAAAAGGUUUUCCUUAAAGAACAGACAGAAAACACUGAGGAAAGUACUUCUGAGCUUUCAGUGGGAACAGCGAACUGCCAAAAGGACCUCCUGGUGAUAAACUUUGAUCUGGAGCCAGAGUGCCCUGACGUGGAGCUGCGAGCCACCCUGCAGUGGAUUGCUGCUUCUGAACUUGGAAUUCCAACUAUCUAUUUUAAGAAAUCUCAGGAAAACAGAAUUGAAAAGUUUCUAGAUGUGGUGCAGUUGGUGCAGAGGAAGUGCUGGAAGGUGGGGGAUAUCUUCCAAGCCGUGGUGCAGUACUGCAAGCUCAGCGAGGAGGGCAGAGAGAGCACACCCAGCCUGUUUGACUGGCUGCUUGAGCUGGGCUAACAAAGCUCCUGGUUCAGCUCUCCUGUUUUAUUCCAGUUUAAAUAAGCAGUGGUUUGUGUAAUGCUCUGAUUUCUGAACAUCACUGAAUAAAAUGUGCAAAAUGUACAAACUCUA
Melozone crissalis (California towhee) is the source of this 5419-nucleotide messenger RNA. RefSeq names its product SPHK1 interactor, AKAP domain containing (gene SPHKAP). The transcript has 13 exons. The coding region runs from base 296 to 5305 and encodes 1669 amino acids. Gene Ontology annotation, molecular function: protein kinase A binding. Gene Ontology annotation, cellular component: cytoplasm. NCBI's taxonomy places the organism in Eukaryota, Metazoa, Chordata, Aves, Passeriformes, Passerellidae. The record is from RefSeq and is a predicted model, not a curated record.